Molecule: messenger RNA, 505 nt
Organism: Sphaeramia orbicularis (orbiculate cardinalfish)
Lineage: Eukaryota; Metazoa; Chordata; Actinopteri; Kurtiformes; Apogonidae
Gene: atp5pf
Product: ATP synthase peripheral stalk subunit F6
Exons: 4
Coding region: 18-434 (138 amino acids)
Biological process (GO): proton motive force-driven ATP synthesis
Cellular component (GO): proton-transporting ATP synthase complex
Molecular function (GO): proton transmembrane transporter activity
Source: RefSeq, a predicted model, not a curated record
AAGGGACCAGUGACGUCAUGACGUACGCAUAUACGUCUUUACGUCACUGUCCCACAAUACACCGCGGUUCUCCACAUUUGGAUUCUGAGCUGUUUGUGUCAAAUCCAAGAAUGGCACUGCAUCGGUUAUUCCAGUUGUCCUCCCUGCUGCGCUCCGCCGUGAGCCUGACCCUGCGGAGGAACAUCGGCCUGUCUGCGGUGGUGUUCAACAAGGCCAAAGACCUCGACCCCGUCCAGAAGCUGUUCCUGGACAAGAUCCGGGACUACAACACCAAGAGCAAGUCAUCAGGUGGCGUUGUUGAUGCUGGACCUGCGUACCAGAAGAACCUGACUGAGGAGGUGACCAAGCUGCAGAGGCUAUACGGUGGUGGUGACUUGACCAAGUUCCCGGAUUUCAAAUUUGCAGACCCCAAGCUGGAUGAAGUGCCCAAGUGAAUGCUGUCCAUGUUGUAAAUCUCUACAUGUCACAAAUAAGUUGUAUUUAAUAAAAAAGAUAAUAGGUUGAA